This is a messenger RNA of Frankliniella occidentalis (western flower thrips), 993 nucleotides long. RefSeq lists its product as uncharacterized. Gene Ontology annotation, molecular function: odorant binding. The coding region runs from base 99 to 548 and encodes 149 amino acids. The transcript is spliced from 6 exons. Lineage: Eukaryota; Metazoa; Arthropoda; Insecta; Thysanoptera; Thripidae. The record is from RefSeq and is a predicted model, not a curated record.
GCGGGAGGCUUUUAAAGGGAACGGAGUCGCCUCGCCGCGGGCAGUGGAGCGGAGUGGUGCGCUGACCAUAGACACAGUACCACGCACUGCGCGCAGCCAUGAGGAGCGCUUUGUCAACCCUCCUGCUCCUGGCCCUCGCCGUCGCGGCCGCAGCGGACGAGGAUACCAUGGGGGAGUCUGAACGGAAUAUGAUGCGUGCUUGUGCUGCUGCCGUUGCAAAGAACCUGGAGGCUCCAUCUACUUCACCAGACAAUGAAUCUCCACAAGCUAAUGGAAACGGUAUAAUACCCAAGAAAACAUUGAAGUUGAUGAUGUGCCUUUUUCGCGGGUACAACGUCUUCAACGAAGAUAAUAAUGGAUUCAACCAGAGCAAUUUCAGAAAAUUCCUGCAAAUUGAAUUUCCGGACAACUCCAUUGUUGAAGAAAUAAGCGACACGUGCUCAAAAAAAGUGGAAUCUUCUGGCCUCUCUGACAUCGAAGAAAGGACUGUCCUUCUUCUCAAUUGCAUCGUUGAAGUUGAAAGGCGAAACAAAACACAUAGUCAUUAAUGACCUAUUGUGUGCUUAAAUAUUACUCUCUACGUACCAAAUUGUGGAUAAAAUGUAAUUGUAUACAAUAGUGAGUCGUGCGCACUUUAAUCAAUAUUUUGAUUAAACAAAAUGGCGAGGGUGCAAUAACUCUGGGAAUCAUGUGUACACACCGGCCCGGGAAUCACCGGGAAUCAAUGAGAAUCACGGCGUAAAUCAACGGUAAUCAACGAGAAUCAUGACGGGAAUCGAUGGGAAUUAACGGGAAUCAUGGAUUCCGGGAAUCAUGUGUACACUUGAAUUCGGAGUUAUUGCCCCCUCGCCGCCCCUCGCAAAAUGGAAUCAUCUCUGCUCUGAUAAAAAAAUUAUAUUACCAUUUUUGUAUGAAUUUUGAAGCUUGUGGGGGUUGAAUCUUUAUUUACCGUGUACUCGGCAAAUUAAAGCUCCAGUCCAGUUGGAAAGAAAA